Quercus robur (English oak) is the source of this 420-nucleotide messenger RNA. RefSeq names its product sufE-like protein 1, chloroplastic/mitochondrial. The coding region runs from base 1 to 420 and encodes 139 amino acids. NCBI's taxonomy places the organism in Eukaryota, Viridiplantae, Streptophyta, Magnoliopsida, Fagales, Fagaceae. The record is from RefSeq and is a predicted model, not a curated record. The transcript is spliced from 2 exons.
AUGGAUGGCAGUGUUGAAAAUGUGAACUUUGGAUCAAAUUCUGAUCUGGAUAGCAAAGAUGGAAAUGUGAAUGUUGAAUUGGAUUCUGAGGUGAGUGGAGAAAGAAACUCGGUUCAGAGUUCGAAUUCAGGUGGUUUGGGGAGUAGAGGGACAAGAAUAAAGGAGAAAUUGGAGAGAGAGCUUAGUCCGGUGGCCAUAAAAGUGGAAGAUAUCUCUUAUCAGCAUGCUAGGCUUGCUGGUGUUAGAGGAAGUGAUGGGGAGACACAUUUUAAUGUAAAAGUUGUGUCUAAGGAGUUUGAAGGGAAAAGUUUGGUUAAGAGGCACAGGCUUGUUUAUGGUUUAUUGCAAGAUGAGUUACAGAGUGGACUACACGCAUUGUCCAUUGUGGCAAAGACACCUUCUGAAGUUAAUGGAAGUUGA